GCGUAUAUGUUAUUGACAAAAUCUGCGGUCACACUAUACAGUUCUAGGGCGUCUGCUUGAAAAAAGUGAAAAAGCGAUUAUAUUGAAAAGUUUGUUGCUUCCAACUUGUGCAGUUGUGUAAAUAAAAGUACUAUGGCAGACUUAAACGACUCCAACGGCAACUACGACGACAACGAUGAGCAGAUUACCGAGCCGGAGCAGCUGCGCAAGCUGUUCAUCGGCGGUCUGGACUACCGCACCACGGAUGAUGGCCUAAAGGCGCACUUCGAGAAAUGGGGCAACAUUGUCGAUGUUGUCGUCAUGAAGGAUCCGAAGACAAAGCGGUCGCGUGGCUUUGGGUUCAUCACCUACUCGCAGUCGUACAUGAUCGACAAUGCCCAGAACGCUCGUCCGCACAAGAUCGACGGACGCACCGUAGAGCCCAAGCGUGCUGUGCCGCGCCAGGAGAUUGAUGCUCCCAAUGCCGGGGCCACAGUCAAGAAGCUUUUUGUGGGUGGACUGCGCGACGACCAUGACGAGGAGUGCCUGCGAGAGUACUUCAAGGACUUUGGCCAGAUCGUGGGCGUGAACAUCGUGUCGGACAAGGACACCGGCAAGAAGCGUGGAUUCGCCUUCAUCGAGUUCGACGACUACGACCCCGUUGACAAGAUCAUUCUCCAGAAGACCCACACUAUCAAGAACAAGAGCCUCGACGUGAAAAAGGCCAUAGCCAAGCAAGAUAUGGAUCGUCAAGGUGGCGGCGGAGGCGCUGGUGGUGGACUUGGCAGUGGAGGCGGAGGCGGCGGUGGUGGUGGCGGCCGUGGAGGCCCCGGUGGACGCACAGGCGGUCGUGGAGGGGAUCGUGGAAGCCAAGGCGGCGGCGGCUGGAGCAACAACCGCCAGAACGGCGGCGGAAACUGGGGCGCCGGUGGCGGUAGCUUCGGCAAUAAUGGCAACUUUGGCGGCAGCCAGGGCGGCAGUUCCGGAGGUUGGAAUCAGCAGAGCGGUGGAAGUGGUCCCUGGAACAAUCAGGGCAGCAGCGGCGGCUGGAACAACGGUGGCGGUGGCGGGGGCUACGGAGGCGGAAAUAGCAACGGAAACUGGGGAGGCAACGGCGGUGGCGGCGGCGGGUUUGGCAAUGACUACCAGCAGAGCUAUGGUGGCGGCCCGCAGCGGACCAACAACUUUGGCAACAGCCGGCCAGCUCCAUACAGCCAAGGCGGUAGCGGAGGCGGUUUCAACAAAACAUCUUCUGGCCUUGCAGGUGGAAAUCAAGGAGGCGGCGGCGGUGGCCAGGGCUUCGGGGGCAACAACUACAACACUGGUGGCGGAGGCGGCCAGGGUGGAAACAUGGGCGGCGGCAAUAGACGUUACUAGACAAGGUAAUCACGUAGAGAGUCAGUUCAAGCUUCAAGCUAGACAAACAGGCAGUCUAGGCGCAGGCAGACACAGACUCAGACAGGCACAGGCACAGGCAGAGGCAGGCAAUCAGUGACAGUGAGAAUUGUGUGGGCGCGAGUGUGUCAGUGAAGGCAGACAAAUACCCGAACAAAAAAUACAAUGCAAGAAACAGCAAACAAGCCAGCUCGAUCAGAUAUGCAGUUUUCAGCCCUCAAACCCCUGAAUCCGCUAAGAACCGCGUACCGUGUGUGUUGAUAAGAGCCACAUCCAGCCACAACGAGCCAAAAGAAAACCAAUCUCACUCCACUUGUCGACAGCUUGACUGCUGCUGUCUCUCUUUAUAAACAACAAUAUUAUCAAUUCAUGUUUAGGAUUUUAAGAACCUUGAACGCUUAGUUUUAACUAUAUUAACAAGAAAACGAUAACGAAAACAAAAGAAAAACCAAACCAACAAAAAAACGCAAAAUAUACUAAACUACAUUUUAUUUUAUGAUAAAUUGACUACCACAGAAACGAGAACAAUGCAGCGAACAAUCUCGUUGGGAACGGGCUGCGCCAGGUAGAGUACCUUUACACUGACUUUAUUGUGUAGCUCGUUGAAGGCGAUCGCCAUUGCGGCAGGUCCCCUCAGAUAUAGUAUACAGAUGUAAUUUUCACGUUUCAAUUCGUAUUUUGUAGCGGAUGAGCGCAUUACAAAGAAUCAAAUAGAAUCAUAUUUUAUAAUACCAUUUUGUACAUUUAAGAAAUUUUAUAUUAUUUAUAUCGUAUCGUAUUCAAGAGAAUACUACCCCAAUUCCCGGAGCAACUUAAGCAAGUCUUGUUAAUGAUGAGUACUCGUAAUUAAUGAGUUAGAACUGUGUGUAUAUUUUGCCGUAACACCCACUAGACCUACUAGAGCAAGCAAACAACAUGCUCGUAUAAACGAAACAUACCAACUUUGUUAGACCCUAAGAAGUAGAUGCUACGAUACACAAGAAAUCCAUACAAAUCGAAAUCCAAAAACAAAACAUAAUCUGUAAUUAGUUCGUUACGAGACCACAAAGGCGAAAAGAAAAUAAAAUUCUACUGAAUGUUACCCACCCCA
Drosophila miranda is the source of this 2464-nucleotide messenger RNA. It is a transcript of the gene Hrb87F, whose product is annotated as heterogeneous nuclear ribonucleoprotein 87F. The transcript has 4 exons. Lineage: Eukaryota; Metazoa; Arthropoda; Insecta; Diptera; Drosophilidae. Gene Ontology annotation, molecular function: RNA binding. Bases 133 to 1356 code for a protein of 407 amino acids. The record is from RefSeq and is a predicted model, not a curated record.